UACAACAGCUCCGCCAAUCGCGAGCUUUGGUCCGCGCCUGCGCAGUGGCGACCAAGCCGGCAAACGACAGCCUGUCCCACUUUCUCCGGAGUGAGGGGCUUGCCGGACCGGGUUGCUCCGUUCUCCUGAGGGCGAGGAGUGAGGCCGCGCCCGGGAAGGCGCCGCCGCCUCCUUUCCUCGGCCGCCAUGUCGGCCUUGAGCUGGAAGCCGUUCGUGUACGGCGGGCUGGCCUCGCUCGUGGCCGAGUUUGGGACCUUCCCUGUAGAUCUCACCAAAACGCGACUUCAAGUCCAAGGCCAAAGCAUUGAUGCCCGUUUCCGAGAGAUCAAGUACCGGGGCAUGUUUCAUGCCUUGUUCCGCAUCUCUAGGGAGGAAGGCAUUCUAGCGCUAUAUUCUGGGAUUGCUCCAGCCUUGUUAAGACAAGCGUCCUAUGGCACCAUAAAAAUUGGUAUAUAUCAAAGUUUAAAGCGGCUUUUUGUGGAUCGUUUAGAAGAUGAAACGUUACUGAUCAAUGUUAUCUGUGGGGUAGUAUCAGGAGUCAUAUCCUCUGCACUGGCAAACCCCACAGAUGUUCUGAAGAUCCGAAUGCAAGCUCAGGGCAGUCUGUUCCAGGGUGGAAUGAUUGGAAGCUUCAUAGACAUCUAUCAGCAGGAAGGCACGCGGGGGCUCUGGCGGGGUGUAGUUCCCACGGCCCAGCGAGCUGCCAUUGUGGUGGGUGUCGAACUUCCAGUCUACGACAUCACUAAGAAGCACUUAAUCCUUUCAGGACUUGUGGGGGACACAAUUCUCACUCAUUUUAUAUCGAGUUUUACAUGUGGGCUAGCUGGUGCUGUUGCAUCAAACCCAGUGGAUGUGGUGCGGACUCGUAUGAUGAAUCAACGGGCCAUAGUGGGGAGUGUGGACCUCUACAGGGGCACACUGGACGGCCUGGUAAAGACAUGGAAAAGUGAGGGUUUCUUUGCACUGUACAAAGGAUUCUUACCAAAUUGGUUGAGGCUGGGCCCCUGGAACAUCAUUUUUUUUAUCACCUACGAGCAGCUGAAGAGACUUCCUUUCUAGGGACCACUUCGGACUGGUGACCAACGUGCCCUUCCUGCUCAUCUCCUCCUCCUCCUCCUCUUCUGCAUCUUCAUGCUCCUUGGCUGUUCGGACUGUGGCUAUCACCCCCAUUCUGAAUGCUCAGUCUGGGCAUGUGGCCUGGAUGCAGGGGAGAAAAACGCACAGGAGUCUUUUGCAUGUGCUUUCCCACAAGGCAAAGAAGGGGAGAGCGUACGGGUCCAAGUCUGUAUCUUCUGUGAAGAUCUGUGUUCAAGCAGUCCUUCUGGGUGCAGCUGCUUGCAGCGUGGAUUUUGCAGCAGGCUGUGCCUUUCCCUUGUCCUGUGCCUCGGGCAACGGGGGAUUUAAGGAGGCUGCUACAUUCCCUCCAUUGUCACGUGACCUUAUUAAACUAUUUAUUGGA
Messenger RNA from Anolis sagrei ordinatus, 1459 nucleotides. It is a transcript of the gene SLC25A14, whose product is annotated as solute carrier family 25 member 14. The record is from RefSeq and is a predicted model, not a curated record. Gene Ontology annotation, molecular function: transmembrane transporter activity. NCBI's taxonomy places the organism in Eukaryota, Metazoa, Chordata, Lepidosauria, Squamata, Anolidae. Gene Ontology annotation, biological process: transmembrane transport.